AUUCUUAAUACAGUUUUUUUGCUGAUUGGACGUGUUUUGGUUCCAACAGCUUUGAAAAAAAGGCAAAAAAUCAAUAACAAAUUGAGUUUCCAAUAAACCAAUAGAAAAGUGGAAAGUGUUUUUGUGUGCUGGCCGAAGCAGUAAAGUUAACCUUGUGCCCAUGUAAGAGCAUUCGAGAUUCAUCAGAUUUUUCAUCAAUACCAUCCCCCUUCCUUCGUCAUAACGAAGUGAAAAUUUACCAUACAUCUUAUUGCCCAGCUGCUAAAAAACGACGCCAAAGUUAAGAACGGCGUGGCACCACCACCAUGUUGGAAUCGGUGGUAGCUCACUACCUCAACAAGUAUCUCUUCAACUAUGUGGAGAAUCUUGAUGGCAAUCAGCUCAAGAUUAGUGUUUGGGGCGGUGAUAUUGUUCUAAACAAUUUGAAAAUACGAGAAAAUGCCUUAGAUGAUUUAGAUCUACCAGUUCAGUUAGUUUAUGGACAUUUGGGUAAAUUUGUGCUGAAGAUACCAUGGAAAUCGAUUUACAGUCAACCUGUGGUUGCACAAAUCGAAGAUCUAUUCCUGCUGGUUGCCCCCAAACAAAGUGUUCCCUACGACGAUGAGAAGGAAGUCAAAACUCAGCUACAAUCGAAGCAAACAGCUUUGAAGGCGCUUGAUGAGGCCCAUCAGCAAGAAUUGGAAAAAGAUAAUAAAGCCGAUCCCGGCUAUGUGGAGAAGUUGGUUGCUCGCGUUAUUAACAAUAUUCAAGUGAAAAUAGCCAACGUCCAUAUACGCUAUGAAGACAAUACAAAAAUCGAUAGACCUUAUGCCUUUGGCAUAACGCUACACGAUUUCGAAAUAUUCACCACCGAUGAGAAUUGGAAGAAGUGUUUUGUGGAUGGUGUCAUACGACAUGUUUUCAAAUUGGCCAGUCUGGAUUGUCUGUCAGUGUAUAUGAAUUGCAAUGCGGAUACAUAUAGCACAAGGCCAGGCCAUGAAAUUGUGGAACUCUUUAGGAGUCACAUAGCCAAUAAAACUAAUGUUCCAAAAGGGUAUUCAUUUGUAUUGGGACCCAUAUCUUCUGUAGCCAAAUUGUUGUUAAAUUCCGAUCCUAACCGUGAUACUCCUCCCUUCUCUAUACCAAAGACCGAUUUGAACUUGGAAAUGGAAAAACUGAAUGUAGGUCUUACCUCAACACAGUUUCAAAUAAUCAUGGGCCUUCUGGACGAUAUGAACCACUUUUCAUUGGCCAUACCCUAUCGCAAAUAUAGGCCCUACAAUACACCCUACAAAGGCAAUGCCAAGAUAUGGUGGCAUUUUGCCAUAACCUCUGUUUUGGAAGAGCAGAUCAAGAAAAAGAAUCGUUCGUACACCUGGGAACAUAUAAAAGAGCAUCGUCAACUCUGUCGCACCUAUGCGGAAUCCCAUAAAGAGCGUUGCUUGUCCAAAAAACCCUCGGCCACCCUGGAGGAGACUUGUGCCUUGGCUGAACAAAAAUUGGAUCUGUUUAAUUUGAUGUUGAUACGCAAAAGAAUUCAGCUGGAAGUGGAUCGCGUUAGACAGAGUGAGGAAACCAAAAAGGAGAAUACCAAAAAGGCUGGUUGGUUUGGCGGCUGGUUUGGUGGCGGCGGCAAAAAGGAUGACAACGAUGAUCAAGUGGAUUUGGUCUCAAGCAUCCAGGCUGCUAUGACGCCCGAGGAGAAGAAAAAACUGCACAAAGCCAUAGGCUAUGAAGAUAACAUGGCUCCUCUGCAACUGCCCGAACAUUAUGAGGCGGUUCAUAUGAAAUUUACCUUGAGCUCUUUUGAGAUAGGACUCUAUGAUGAUUCCGUGGGACCAGGUGCCAUGGACUAUCACUCAUAUCAGACAAUAAUGUUGUUAAAACUAAAUACCACCACAUGUGUGGUUAAGCAACGACCAGGUGCCAAUGCCUUAAGCGUUUGUGUUGGCAUGAACGAACUGAUUUUGACUGGCUUCGAGAAGGACAAUAUGGCUCCCACCAUUAUCAAAUCGAAAAUCUCCCACGAAAGCAAUCUUUUGGAUAUAUUCUUUGAGACCAAUCCUCUUGACAAAGAAUGCGAUCAACGUGUUAAGGUCACCGCCCGCCCUCUGCAAAUUGUCUAUGAUGCGGAGACAAUUUUAAAACUGAUGAAGGUCUUUGUGCCCAAACAGUCAGUGAAUCUCUCCGAGUUGGAAGGUGCAGCCACUCUUAAGAUCUCUAACUUCAAAGAGCGUUCUGCCACAGGCAUGCAGUACAUGAUUGAAAGCCAUGCCAUAGUCCAAUUGGAUAUAAGAUUGAUGCCCAAUAUUUUGAUCUUGCCUCAAGGAGGCAAAUAUGAACCAGGCAAGCAAUCUUUGGUCGUGGUGGGCCUUGGCGAAUUGCGAGUCUCCUCGGCUCCGCGCAAAGACAAUUCGAAGGAUAUAACCACCUUGUAUCACAGCGGCAAGGAACAAAAUGAAAUCUUGCAGGCGGUAUUGGACAAGGCCUAUGAUCGUUACAAAGUCUCCAUAGAGAAUAUUCAAGUAAUGGUGGUGAAGCCUCAAGAGAAUUGGGAGCUUGUUAUGAAUAAAAUGUUGGAAUCCGAUAUGCAUUUGCUACGUCCCACCUCUGUGCUGGUAGAGUGCGAUAUCUGUGUGGUGGAUGAUGAUCCGCGCUUGCCCAAAACCAAGGUGGGCAUUCUAUUGCCUUCGAUCAAAUUAAAUCUGUCCGAAGAUCGUGUGUUCGAGGCCUUGACAGUGGGCCUGAGUAUACCUUUGCCGGAAAGCGAAAAACCUGUUGAACCACCAAAAACCAACCUUGUAAAGGCCCUGAGUAGCACCUCAAUAAUGCGCUCCAUACCUCAAUUCCUCAAUCAAGAUGUAAGACGCAAAGCUUUGGCCAACGCCUCCUCCUUAACAACUGAGGUGGUGCAGUACACUAGUCUGGAGCUUAGUUUUGCCCUUAAAGAGUUUAGUGUAACUUUGAUAAGAACUUCAGCCAUUGAUAUUCAAUCGCCCUUGAGUGACGGCUCCUCCUUGGAGUUCAACACUCCCUCACCACAAUCGCAGGACUCCGAGGCUGAUGUAGAAUUUUUGGAUACCCAAAGCACAGCAAGUGUCCCUGUGCCAGAUUCGCAUAAGCUGUUGGCUUUCCAAGUUUUGCAAUUGGAAGUAAAUGUGGUUCAAAGGACCUUCGAGUUGGUGGCACAAGCAAAACUUGGCGCCAUUGGGUUAAUGUCCUAUGAGCAGAAUCAAGCCAAACAGGACGAAGAGUUGGUGGUCAUAGAAACGCCUGGCUUUACCCAGGAUGGCAAGUCUUUGUUAAAUGUCUCCUUUACCUCGGUGGACAAGAGCACCCCAGACUUUAUAACCAAAUACAAAUCCAUUGAACAAUUGGCGAAGAUAAAUUUUGCCACCUUGAAUGUGAUAUUGCAUCAGGAGAAUCUCUUGCACAUCAUGGAAAUAGCCGAUCAACUGCAACGCAAAGUCGAUAAGAUCAUGAGUGCGGUGGCGAAACCAGCACCGAAAAUUGAUACGGAGCCCAAGGAUCGCAUGGGUUCUGCGGCCGCUGAUGAGGGUAUGAUAUUCCGUCUCACCCGUAUUGCCGAGGAAAAUGAAUUUUCUAAUUUGACGGGCACCACUCCGUCGCCCACGCAGACAGUGGCUCGCAAAUCCCGCCGCAGUACAAAGCAAAACGUGGUGGAGAGCAUAAAAAUGAAAAUAGAAGCCAAUUUGGAGCAAGUGGGUCUAGAGUUAUCCUGCAAGAAACGUUCUUUGGCAAGUUUGAAGGUUAACCAUUUGUAUGCUGGUGUGGUGCUGAAAACUUCAUAUACCGAAAUUCAAUUGGGCCUCAAGGACAUACUGAUACGCGAUUUGAAUCCCGCAAACAUACACUCCAACAUUUUGUCCAUUGUGGGCAAAGACGCUUUGAGAUGUGAUGUGGUGACCUACAAUCUGGAUGAGACCAGCAAUUACAAUUCGGAUGACAUGAAAAUCAGUGUGGAAAUUGGCUGCAUGAAGAUAGUGUUUGUGAAUUGGUUUGUGACUUCUGUGCUUAGCUUCAUGAAUAACUUCCAGGCCGCCCAGCAGGCAAUUGCCAAUGCUAGUGCAGCUGCCGCGGAUGCUGCCAAACAAAAUGCGGUGGCUGCUUAUGAGAAGGCUACACGCAUGAAACUCAAUGUUAAGGUCAAGGCUCCGGUCAUCAUUGUUCCCAUAGACUCGAAAAGUUUGGAGGCUAUUGUCCUCGAUUUGGGUCAAUUGAUUUUGAGCAAUGUCAUCACUGACAUACAAACUCCCGACAACGAAAAGGGCCCCGCCGUCAUGGAUGAAAUCAAGUUGGUCCUUAAGGAUAUGCGUCUGGUGCGUGUGAACAUAUUGGAAGAGACCCAGCAGUAUCAAAGCCAUUCCUCCGAUUUGAAUGCCCCCUUAGAUGUAGUGGAUUCGAAUUUCGGUUUCAAGUCCAAACUGAAUAUCUUGGAUCCAACCAGCUUUACGUUGGUUGUGAAACGCAACUUGUCAUUUUCUUGGUACAAAAAUCAACCGGAAAUUGAUAUUUCAGGCCGCCUAAGAUGCAUAGAACUGAAUUUGUUCAAGGAUGACUAUGGCCUUAUCAUGUCCAUAUUGAAUCGCAACAUGAGCGAAGGAGCCAAUGAGUUCCCCAGUGUAGCGGCACCGGCCGCCGCAACAACCGCCGCUGCCGUACCACCAAAAAGCCCCACCAACUCCCAGUCUUUACCCAAAUCCCCACUCGAAAGUCCUGCCAAAAAGGCUGUGGACCAGCUAAAGGAUAAAAUGCUUAAAAAGAAAGUGGAGCAGGAGCGAAUCAGUGAACAAUUCAAAUUCAAUUUCCAAUUGGAUGGUGUGGUUAUCAACCUAAUGGCAGAUGUCAACGAGGGCCUGGCUCGCUUUGGCCUCUAUGUCAUAUCACUGAAAGGCACAAAACUUAUGGAUGAGACCUUAACAACGAGCAUUGUGCUGUGCAAUAUGCAAUUGGAGGAUACUCGCCCCAGUAAUACCAGUGAAAUUAAAAAAUAUCUCUGUCGCAAAGAUUGGUUCGAUGUUGAGUUGGAGCAACACUUGGGAUCGCCCUCUAGUUUGGCCCAAAAUGAAAAAUCCCAAACAGAUUUACAAUAUAUGUUGGAUGUGACGGCGGUCAUCAAACAAAACGACACAAUGGCCAAAGUUCGCAUUUCCAGUUUCGAUUUGAUACUGUGUGUGGAUUUCUUGCUUAAACUGACGGAGUUUAUUAAGGUGCCCGAGAGUGAGGAUAAAGUAGAGGCUGUCGAGGAGCCAGAGCCUUUGGCGGUGCCAGUAGCUACACAGCAGCAACAAUCGGGGCAAAUACGUUCGGUGGCAAGCGCAGCAGUCGCUGUUCGCCAGAACACCCAAGUUGAGGUUGAGGAGGCGAAAAAUGUGAAUAAAAUGAGUUUGACCUUGAUAAUUGAUGAACCCGAUAUUAUCCUAGUGGAGACAUUGAAUGACAUGAACACCAGUGCCAUUAUCUUUAAUAUGACCACCAAUAUACACUAUCGCGUAGUGGGAAAGACGGAAAAUAUCGAUGGCAAAAUCGAUAACCUCAAGAUGUACAUGUGCUCCUUUGCCCCCGAGAAGCGUCAAACCACUCAGCAUUAUAUUUUGCAUCCUUGCUUCAUUAACCUGCAUAGCUCCACACCGGCCGGGGAAGAGGGCAUGAACAUCAGCCUGAAGGCCAGUGCUUUCUUUAUCAAUAUAAGCCCAGCAGCUUUAGAACUAUUCAACAAGGCUAUGAAAUCCAUAACCUCAAAUGAGGCAGAUGAAAGCAAAAAGUUGGAUGAAAUCAACUACAGUGACAUUUGGUCCCCCAAGAAGUUUAGAGACUCUGAUUUUUGGUUCCUUAAAGCAGAACCGGCUGAAGAUAUAGUCCAUGCCAUGGAUUUACAACUUGUACCGCCAGUGGAGGCCCCUGCUGUCACCACCAAACGGGAAUGCUGCAUCAUUGAGAUUGAGAGCUUUACCAUAAUAUUGGAGUCUGGUACCGGUUGUUUUACCACACCUCUGCUAUCGCUAGACACCUCCUUGGAAGCGGUGGCCAAUAACUGGAGUUCUCAGUUAAGUGCCAGUGGCCGUAUUAGUCUUACCAUGAACUAUUACAACCAAUCGUUGGCCGAUUGGGAACCGGUGAUUGAGAAAAACGAACGCAUUGCCAAAGAUGGAGAGCGCAGCAGCUCACCUUGGGAGCUGAACUUUAAGUUGGACAUUGAGAAAACAGUUUCGCCAAUUGAGGAAAACAAAGAGGAGUCCAAAACCUCCAUUAAAAUACAAUCUGAUGAAAAUUUGGAAAUGACUGUGAGUAAAACAUUUUUGGAUACUGUAACGCUGUUGGGAGAGGCCUUCAGUCAGGCCAUGGAUCCUAGUGGUGUGUCAAAGCCCGAAGUUGAAGCGGGACAUGUGGUGCAUAAUGACACAGGCUUCGAUUUGAAUUUGUCCUUCACCAAGGGAGCCUUCACACUGCAUGAGUGUCACAUGCCCAAUAGUGCAUUUGCCGCCAACAGUACGUUGGUAUUCAAAAGCCAGCAGGGCAGGGAUGUUUCGCCCGACUCCAUACAAUGUUGCACUAUAUCGCCGGGCUGUAAAGUCUAUUUGCAAUCAAAGUCAGUAGCCGACGGUCCCGAUGCCUAUGAGCACAAUAUAUAUGUUACCAUAGGAGACAUAGAUAAACAAUUGGUAUUGCCGAUAUCGAAAUCGGACAAGAGAUAUUUUUCCCUGUGCAGCAGGGAUAAAAACCAACACAAUUGGGGCAUAGUUUCGGAGGUGAAGAGUGAAUUUGGUGUGACUGUUAUCAACAUACACGGUGUUCUAAAUAUCCACAAUCAUUUUACCACUCCCGUAAAGGUCUAUCGCAUGAAGGAUAAAUCCAAGGAAAUGAUAAAAGUUGGCGUUGUGGAGCCCAAUACUACCUAUCAUGUGCCCUUACAUGCCAUUUAUUCUGAAAAUAAAUAUUUGCACUUUGGCGUUGAGGACUAUAAUAUCUCAGUUCAAGGCAUCAAAUGGGAUGAAGCGCAAACAGACAUGAAUUAUAUGCGUCAUUUGCAAUGUGACCCCAUAGAGACCUUUGAGCCUUUCUUCAUCAAUGUAAGCCGUGAGAAGACCGAAAUCUAUAACGAGCAUACCAAUAAAUAUAUGAUCAUGAGUGCUUUCUACACUUUGCACUUGAGACCUCCAGUUUAUCUGCGUAACUCUCUGCCUAUUAAUGUCACCGUCUCAGUGGCAGGAUGUUCAGUGCGUCAACCUUCAGCUGCCGCUGCAGCCCAAACUGAUGAAUCGAUAUCCUCAGGUUCCGAGGCGGACAAAACCAAAUCCCAGUCGCAAGUGGAUACCUAUGUGAAGGAAGACCUAUUGGACUAUGGCGAAAAAGAUAUCGAAGCAGGAAGUGUUUUGCACUUGCCCACUGUUAAAUUGGCAGGACGCGGUAAAGUAGCCAAAAGUUAUUUGGUUGUUAGGAUGAUUCAAUAUUUGGAACGUGAUUGGUCUUGUACCACGGAAAUUUCUGAGAAUGAAAUGGGAGUAUUCAAUUGGCGUUUCAGUUCUUAUGAUUCCGAUGUUAAAAUGAGCAUGGAUUUAUGUGUUAAAUUCGAAGAUCGUAAUAACAGUUUGCUUAUAACCCUAUUCUCACCCUUCUGGCUCAUCAAUAAGACCGGACAAAUGCUUAGCUAUAAAACUGACAAUGAAAAUGUUGAAGUUCUCUACCAUCCACCCGAGUAUUCCGGACCAAUUUUGUUCUCAAUGCGUGACAAGUAUUUGUUCGAUAAGAAAACUUGCACCAUACGUGUUGAUAAUGGAGAAUGGAGUAAUAAGAUUCCUCUCGAUGUGGCUGGAUCUACAGGUUCCAUUGGCUGCAAGACCAAUGAUCAAACUUACCAGAUUGGUGUUCAUAACCACUUGACUCAAAACUCGCUGACCAAACAAAUAACAUUUAUUCCUUUCUAUACCAUCAUGAAUAAAUGCAGUUAUGUUAUUGAAGUUCAGGAAAAUUCUAGACCAGCCGAUCCCUGGAAUAAGCUUGAACCCAACAGUUGCUUCCCCUUGUGGCCCAGAAAUGAUUCCGAUCAUAUGAUGGUGGUUAGGGUUGAUGGCCAGCGUACGGUUCCCUUCAAAUAUUCAGAACCAUCUUGUAAUUUGUUGCAACUUGAUACGCAUAAGCAUGGUGGCAUUAAUGUCGAUGUCCAAACUACUGAGGGUGGUAUUUACAUAAAUUUCACCGAAUACAAUCCUGGCGAUGCUCCUGGUUUGCUGAUCAAUCACACCCGCUAUCCGGUUUAUUACUACGAAAAAGGCGUGGGCAAUAAAAUGGUGUUACAGCCACAACAAAAAAUUCUCUAUACAUGGUGUAAUCCUGCCGGUGAUAAAGUUUUGGUAUGUGGAGAGAAUGAAGUGGAAAACGAUCUGAGACGUGAUGGUUUCGGCAAUAUAACGGUGGAAAAUGGCAUCAAACCUUAUUGGAUAUCUUUCUUGAAUGGCUUGCAACGUGUGCUAUUGUUUACCGAAUAUGAAGAGAUUGCUUCCAAGUCUGAGACCACAAAUGAUUUGCAAAGAAUUACCCAGUCUAUUGAAGUGAAGAUUCAUGGCAUUGGUUUGUCUCUAAUAAACAAUGAAACCAAUAUCGAUAUUCUAUAUUUGGGUAUCACAAGCUCAGGUAUUGUGUGGGAGACACGAAAGCAUGUAAAGAAACGUUUCAAACAAUUCAGUUUACAUGAUACUGAGCAACUGGAGGUCUUGUAUCAGCAGUAUUUGUUAGACAAGGUGGUAUCGCAGCAUACAACAAAAACUUAUAUGUUGGAUGGAAAAUAUCAGAUCGAUUUCGAGAAAAAUGCCAUGCUUAAGAACAGCACUUGGCGUGAGAUCAAACGUUACUUCCAACCCGGCGUAUGGAUUGGCCUUGACACUUCACCCUUCCAGUCACAAAUCCAUGCUAAAAUCAAUCGCAUUCAAUUGGAUAAUCAGCUAACCGAUUGCAUAUUCCCCGUGGUCUUGGCCCCCAUUCCACCGCCCAAGACUUUGGCCAAAUCAAUGCAAUUUAAGCCAUUCGUCGAAGUCAGUAUUGUCGAAAGGGUGGUGCCCCAUUCCACCGUCAAGCAAUAUAAAUAUGCCCGAGUACUUAUGCAAGAGUUCCACUUUAAAGUUGAUUUAGUCUUCCUUAUGGCCAUUGCUGAACUAUUCGCUGCCAGUGUGGAUGAUGAGCGUGAGGCAAAACUUUUCAAGGACGAUGUGGAGUCGAUUGAAAAACCCCUCUCCGAUUUGGUGCAAAUCCAUUCGCAAAUGCAACAAAAGAAUUUCUAUGAUAAUCUACAUUUGGGUCCCAUGAAGGUGCAUGUCAGCUUCUCCAUGGCUGGUGUAGAUACUUCGGCUUUGCCGGGCUUCCUUUCGAAUUUAUUGCAGGGUGUUGGUGUUACCCUUACCGAUGUCAAUGAUGUCGUGAUACGUUUGGCCUUCUUCGAAAGAGAAUACCAAUUCUUUACCCAAGAUCAAUUGAAAUCGGAAAUUGUAUCUCAUUACACGGGUCAGGCUUUGAAACAGAUUUAUGUACUCGUCUUGGGUUUGGAUGUUUUGGGUAAUCCCUAUGGUCUUGUGGUGGGCAUCAAGAAGGGUGUUGAAGAUUUGUUCUAUGAACCAUUCCAGGGAGCUAUUCAAGGACCUGGAGAAUUUGCCGAAGGCUUGGUAUUGGGUGUAAGAUCCUUAUUUGGCCACACUGUGGGAGGUGCUGCUGGAGCUGUGUCCAAAAUUACCGGAGCCAUGGGUAAAGGUUUGGCUGCCCUUACCUUUGACGAUGAAUACCAGAAGAAACGUCGUCAGGCAUUGAAUGCCAAACCUAAGACCUUCCAAGAGGGCAUGGCACGCAGCGGCAAAGGUUUAGUCAUGGGCUUUGUUGAUGGCGUUACUGGCUGUGUUACGAAACCCAUAACCGGAGCCAAGGAAGAAGGCGUCGAAGGCUUCUUCAAGGGUCUGGGUAAAGGAACAAUUGGUUUGGUUACGCGUCCCACAGCUGGUAUUGUCGACUUUGCGCAUGGCACCUUUGAUUCGGUGAAACGAGCCACCGAGGUGCAAGAUGAAACUACAAGACUAAGACCACCACGUCUCUUCCAUGAGGAUAAAAUUUUGCGUUCAUACUGUUUGGAUGAGGCAAAGGGAAAUCAAUUGUUGAGGGAAAUUGAAAAGGGUAAAUAUGCAAGCACCGACAGUUUUGUGCAUUGCGAGGAAAUUGUAACGAAACAAGAAUUUGUGGUGGUCUCCAAUCAUCGCAUUAUCUAUGCCACCCGCAAUGAUAUGUUUGGAACUUGGGGUGUUCAAUGGACUUAUUUGUGGUCUGAAAUCCAAAAUGUCACCGCCACUGAUCGGGGCAUAGAAAUUUUACUUAAGAAAGAGGGCAAGAAGGUCUUGGGUCUCUUCAGUUCCGGCGAACAGCAACAUAAACUAAUUCUAAUGCCUUUACGCAAACGCCGAGAAAAGCUAUUGGAAGCAAUUGAAUCUCAUCGUGUGGUCUCAUAAAUGGCAAUGAGGGACACACACCCCCCAAACAAGGCAAAUGCGCGCGCACAAGCAAACGAACGCUUACAACAAUAAAAUAUUUACCAUUAGACUUGAAGGAUCUUCUUUCACAUUUCACAAACACUAACAUCUUAAGCCCUUACCCAACUCGCUAUUCUUUACACCCUUUUGCCCCUGCCAUGUAGCCUCUAUCUCUUAACCCUGCUGUAUUAAUAUUGUAUUCUUCUACUUUUUAUACACCCACAAAACCAACGAACCCACUUUCUCCUCCUAUCUUUCUCUAUCUCUAUUAUUGUAGUCUACAGAAUUUAAUUUUCUUUUACUUAUUAUACUAAAAAUAUUUUUUAAGAAAAAAAUGAAUGAUAAACCCAAAAAUGAAAAAAAUUCAGGCGUUAUUUUUUUGUAAUAUUUUUUUUUAUAAUAAUUCAUUAAGCUUUUUUAUUUGUUUUUCUUUCAUUGUUAUGUUAGAAUAACACAGGCUUAAAUUCUAUGUAUUACAUAUAAAUACAUACAUACACAUAUAAACUACAACUACAACAUACACUAAACAAUAAUUAAAGUUUUCCUUUGCGAAAAAAGUAAGAAAAACCAAACAAAAACAGAAACUCCAAGCCGACGAAACACUUUAUGCAGCGAACAUAUUUCAAACAAAAAAAUGUUGUUCUUAUUGUUUUAUUUUUUUAUUAUAAAUUAUUAUUGAUGUUGGAAAACAAACCGAAACAAAAAAACAUUUUAUAAACAAUUUUACACAUGAGAUAUUUACUACAAAACGAGAAUCAAAGCAAAUGAAUCAAUAAAUAUGAAUGUUAUGCAUAACAAAAACCUACUUAACACACAAAAACUCAAUACAUUUAAA
Molecule: messenger RNA, 11337 nt
Organism: Stomoxys calcitrans (stable fly)
Lineage: Eukaryota; Metazoa; Arthropoda; Insecta; Diptera; Muscidae
Gene: Vps13
Product: intermembrane lipid transfer protein Vps13
Exons: 25
Coding region: 306-10481 (3391 amino acids)
Biological process (GO): protein targeting to vacuole; protein retention in Golgi apparatus
Cellular component (GO): extrinsic component of membrane
Source: RefSeq, a predicted model, not a curated record